AUGCCACUCAUCCCAAAGAUCACCACUCGCAAAGAACGUCUCGACACACGUUCCGCCGUACCCAAAGUCGCUGAAAAGAUCAAGGACAAGAGUUUCUUCUCUCGGCGCUUCGUCAAAAAGCUCGCCCGUGCUUCCCUCGGUGUCGUCAGGCGGCUGAAGCGGGACUGGAAAGAGUUCUGCAAUGCGCAGCCCGAGGACAACCCGUUCCAGGUAUACCCCGAGAUUGAUAUCAAUACCAAGCUCCCGCCUCGAGAUACUCACCCCAUUAUAGAGGCCUUUAUCGCGUUCACCACUCACCAAGCUCUCUCUUCCAAAGGCCGCAUCAGCGAGUAUGCCACCAGAGACACUAUUCGCUCUCUCAUGGGCUCCUUCUUCGGUAUUUGGCGCCGUGAGGCACUCAAACCCCUCCCCUACGACUACACCCAGCAGGUCUACACCUACAUCGAUUCGGAAGAACUCGAACAGAUCGCCCCCCUCUGUACCGACUCGAUGCCUAAACACUCGAUGAGCGCAGCCGACUUUGAGGUCCUUUCCCGAGCACUCUUCAGGGACACGGGUUUUAGAACACUUCGUAUGGCUCUCCAAGUCGCUUAUCUCGUCAAUCUCCAAUCACUCAUGACCGAGCGUCCCGGUGCCAUCGUCGAAGGAACAAAGUACCACGGCACCAACGAGGCCCUCAAAUGGGGCGAGCACGAGUUUCACAUCAUUCCGAAUUCUGACGACCCUCAUCAUCCCCUCGUCAUCGUCAAGGUCAAGAUCCACCGCCAGAAAGGCUACCGAGGGAAAAAGUCGGUAUACAAGGAAUUCAUCCUUUAUCCCGAGCCCAACGCAAACCGCGCAAUGUGCCCAGUCGCCCAGGUCGUCGCUCUCGCUAUUCAAGACCAGAUCUUCGCCCAUGUCACCACCGCAGAAGAAAUCUUUUGCCCCAAGCAUGCUCCCACUAAACACCAUAUCCUGUCCAUAAAGCCAUCCGCCCUCUCUCAAUGUGUCGCGCGUGCCGAGGUCUUGGUCAAGGGCAUCUGGGGCACUUCCUCAGACCGGGCGCUCAGCUACUCUGUAUACAGCGCCCACUUACGACGCGUCAGUUUGGCAGACGGGUUCAUCAUUCAUGUCACUCCAUAUUGCUUUCGACGUGGCGCCUCUAAUCGAAUCUCAAGGGAACUAGGUGAAAACGACCUACACACUCUUAUGGGUCACACUGCAAAUUCUCAGAAAUUCAUAAGCGCCUAUCAAAGCAGACUCGUCGACGCUGAUCUCUCCGCUGUCCUCUAUGAUCGCGAGGAAAAUUCCGAGCAUGUCCAAGCUGGCAAGGCCGUCUCAAGCAUGUCCGCUCGUCGAGACAACAAUGCACCUGUAGAACUACCUUUGGAACAUAUGGGGGAAAUCCUCAAUGAGCCAGAGCUGGUAGACAUGCGCCAGACACGUCAAAAGCUUGCCAACGAAAUUUCAGCCACUUCAAAACUCCUCGUUUCAGCAGACGUGGAUGAGGAAGAGCAGAACGCAGUCUCCGCAAAGAUCCUCGAACUCAAAAGGACCAUCACUCUGCAUGAUAGGGAGUAUCGCAACAUCAUCAGGCGCGAAAAGAAAUACCUGCCUCACAAAAUCACUCGAGGCAAAGAAAAUGCCAGUGGACUCAUGCCGGUUUCCAAACCCAUAUCCCGUACCGACGCAUUGGAACAACUGAUCGGAAACUUUUUUGACGCCGGUCUUUCCUUUGACACGACCGCCGACUCCAUUCUCGGAUACAUUGAUGCUCUCAACAACAUCCCUGCCAAGCACAAGGCCGUUUGCUACCUUGGAGAAUCUCCCGACGAGAACAAUGAAUGUCCGGCUUGCGGCAAGGAAUGCACCAUCACGGAAAUGCCCAAGGGCAUCGGCAGGCAUAUUCACAGCUGUAUCGCCAACACUAUGCAAGAACAAGCCACGCUUAAUGCCGACGAGGCCUUCAAACAGACCCAAUGUUUCUGGAACGGCUGCUUCGCAUCAAAGACAGUCUGGAAAACCCGGAAGGCGCACUUGAAGCAUCUGACCAAUCACAUCAACUGGCUGAAAUCCCUCUCCAUUCGUGGUGAUACUAGACGGUGCAGGUGGUACGAACAGGAUCGGAUCUGCAACGAAACCGCUGCCGAGGAUGAUGAUUCCUUUUGGGAAGACCACUUUGCCAGCGCUCACGGAAUAAACACGAGCACAACAAUCAGGGUCGACCACUGUGCGUCAUGCGGAGAAUGGUACGAGGAUCUCUACGGCGAUUGCUCGGCGUGGAAUGACCACUGUAUCGGUCACUACGAGGACGCCUUUGCUCCUUUCCAAGAACGCCUCGAUCAGGAUGUCAUUCUUCAACAUGACGAAAACGUCAUUGUCGUCGACGGGACCGCCGAGUACGACCCUACUACAGGCUUCGGGGGCAAGCAGCCCCUUCUUCAUGGCUAUAUCGAACAGUACAUUGCUCUUCGGCCGUUUUAUUGCCCAUUUUGUGUGUUCGAUACCACCAAGCCCAUGUUUUCGCGCAUGAAGCAAUUCCGUGAUAACACGAUCUAUUCUCGACACGUUUUUCAGCAACAUCUCAAUGACCUAGAAGACGACUCGGCCUGUCCUGUCCCAUCAUGCGGAAUUCAUGUCUACUCGGUCUUUGAUCUCGUCUACCACCUUGUCCUUUACCAUCGCCUGCCGCUAGUGGGUACGAAUCCGUCCAGAAAUACCCGAAAGCUUCGAAUCCCCACCAAGGACGACGCCGGCAAGCUUGUCAUUCCCUUGGCGCAAAACCAGGCAAAGACCAAGGCCAAGGCCAACCCUUUGGACCCAGAACCCGUCCGUAAACGCACCGCCAAGGGAAAGAAGAAGGCCAGAGACUCUUCUGAGGAAGAAACUAUCCCUAAACGUGCAACGUCUGUGAUCGAGAUCUCAGACGACGAGCCGGUCGCACGUUCAUCAUCUGUAAUCUUUGUCGAACCCGGACCCUCGAAACGACGCAUAGUCAUCUCGGAUGAAUCCGACCAGGAGAAAACCAAGAAGCAACGCAUUGAAGCGCAGCAAUCCAAAACGAAAAAGCAGCGCUUUGAGGAACUCGUCGCAGGACCUUUGACCGCUGACGACGACGACGACGAUGACGACGACGACGACGGCAUCGACGAUCACACAAGGCGAUAUCUCUGCCUAGGUUGUUACAACCAAUACCAGGAUAUACAAACACAUUCUGGAGGCAUCCCCGUUAGACUCGAGCUGCCGUCGAAAAGGCGCCUUCCAAAAGCUUGCCCCGAAUGGGAAACGGUUCAACUAUGUGUACCACCACACGUUGACACUUCUGUCGCCGGCAGCACGAGCAAAAAGAAUCGUUACCAUUACUGCACAACAUGCAAGCUCCAAUUUACCGAUAUCAGGGACCACAUCCCCGACAAAUGCCAAUCAAAGACUUUCCGAAUCAAGGACCCUAACAAUCCCGCUCAUCGCCGAGCACGAAACGCUCCCUUGUAUACCUUUGUAGAGUGGGUCAAGACUGCACCCCCUAGAGUAUAA
This is a messenger RNA of Desarmillaria tabescens, 3513 nucleotides long. RefSeq lists its product as uncharacterized. NCBI's taxonomy places the organism in Eukaryota, Fungi, Basidiomycota, Agaricomycetes, Agaricales, Physalacriaceae. The record is from RefSeq and is a predicted model, not a curated record. Bases 1 to 3513 code for a protein of 1170 amino acids. The transcript is spliced from 10 exons.